Molecule: messenger RNA, 3651 nt
Organism: Tachysurus fulvidraco (yellow catfish)
Lineage: Eukaryota; Metazoa; Chordata; Actinopteri; Siluriformes; Bagridae
Gene: fbxl20
Product: F-box and leucine-rich repeat protein 20
Exons: 15
Coding region: 310-1620 (436 amino acids)
Biological process (GO): SCF-dependent proteasomal ubiquitin-dependent protein catabolic process
Cellular component (GO): SCF ubiquitin ligase complex
Molecular function (GO): protein binding
Source: RefSeq, a predicted model, not a curated record
GUGGAGUGUGCUGUGUGUAAGGAGUGUGUGUGUGAUGUGAUGUUACCGGGGUAAAGGGGGAAGAGGAGGAGGAGGAGGAGGAGCAGGAGAUCUGCAGUGAAACAGAAGAUAAGCUCGGCUUAAUUCCAGCUCUGCUCUUACUGAAGUAAAACUAGUAACCAGACGCUGUAUUUGUGCGACAUAUGGGAGAAUGAUCAGGAGAAGAAACCUUCAUAUCGCCAGGAGCGGGACACACAAGUCGUUUUUGUCCUUUUAACCAGCGGAUUAUUAACAGCUCGAGUCAUAAACCCGAAAUAGUCCGUGUGUGUAAUGGGGAAGGAGGCGAACGGGGUGUCGAGGAGUCGCUUUGAGAUGUUCUCAAACAACGACGAGGCCAUCAUCAACAAGAAACUGCCAAAGGAACUGUUAUUACGAAUUUUCUCCUUUCUGGAUGUCGUCACCCUCUGUCGCUGCGCACAAGUGUCUCGGUCGUGGAAUGUUCUGGCUCUAGAUGGCAGUAACUGGCAGCGCAUCGACCUCUUCGACUUCCAGAGGGACAUUGAGGGUCGUGUGGUAGAGAAUAUUUCAAAGCGAUGUGGAGGUUUCCUGAGGAAGCUCAGUCUCCGAGGCUGUUUAGGUGUGGGAGAUGGUGCACUCAGGGCGUUUGCACAGAACUGCAGAAACAUUGAGCUGCUCAGUCUGAAUGGCUGCACAAAGAUCACAGACAGUACCUGUAACAGUCUGAGUAAAUUCUGUCCCAAACUGAAGCAUUUGGAUCUCGCCUCCUGCACCUCCAUCACCAACCUGUCUCUCAAAGCACUCAGUGAGGGCUGUCCGAUGUUGGAGCAGCUGAACAUCUCGUGGUGCGACCAGGUGACCAAAGAUGGCAUCCAGGCGCUCGUCCGCUGCUGUCCGGGGCUGAAGGGCCUCUUCCUCAAAGGCUGCACACAGCUGGAAGACGAGGCUCUAAAGCACAUCGGUGCUCACUGUCCAGAACUGGUCACACUCAACCUACAGACAUGUUCACAGAUCACAGAUGAAGGCUUGAUAACGAUUUGUCGAGGUUGUCAUCGGCUGCAGUCUCUGUGUGUCUCCGGCUGCGCAAACAUCACAGACGCCAUUCUAAACGCUCUGGGACAGAACUGCCCUCGUCUCAGAAUAUUAGAAGUGGCUCGUUGUUCGCAGCUUACAGACGUCGGUUUUACCACACUCGCACGGAAUUGUCAUGAAUUGGAGAAGAUGGAUCUAGAGGAGUGUGUGCAGAUCACAGACUCCACUCUCACACAGCUGUCCAUACACUGCCCUCGGCUCCAGGUUCUCAGUCUGUCUCAUUGUGAGCUGAUUACAGACGAUGGGAUCCGUCACCUGGGCAGUGGGCCGUGUGCUCACGACAGACUGGAAGUGAUUGAGCUCGAUAACUGCCCGCUCAUCACAGACGCCUCGCUGGAGCACCUCAAAACCUGUCACUGCCUCGACCGCAUUGAGCUGUAUGACUGCCAACAGAUCACACGCGCCGGGAUAAAGAGGCUCAGGACUCACUUGCCCAACAUUAAAGUCCACGCCUACUUUGCACCGGUGACUCCGCCCCCUUCAGUAGGAGGAAGUCGACAGAGGUUUUGCCGGUGCUGUAUCCUGCUAUGAUGUCACAGCCUCUGCCUCCUCGACCUCUCAACCCGAUUGUCCAGUAGCACAUGCUGGUGUUUCACUUGGUAAAGCAAAUGAGAAAGAGAGAGAGAGAAAGAGACAGAGGUGUGUGUGUGUGUGUGUGUGUGUGUGUGUGUGUGUGUGUGUGUGUGUGUGUGUGUGUGUCCUUACAAAGUGUUCAAUAUUUUAGGUUUCUUUCGUUGCCUCGUAAAAUCUGCUAAACAUCAAAAAGUAUUUCUAUUUUUUUUUAGAACACCACCCAGUGUUCCAGACGUAGCUGACGUUAAGUCUGAGUGCUUCACAGUGCCACCUUUAGUCAUGAAAGGCAAGUCAGCAAACGUGCAGUUGAUGAGUGAUUCGGGGACUGAAUCAGUCAUGGGUCAGUUAGUGAGUCAGUCAGUUGAGUCGGUUAUGGAGUGUGAAUCAUGAAUCGUGAGUAAUUUGUCAAGUGAUUUGAAUCAAUUUGAGUAAUGAAUCCAGGAGUCAAGUCAGAGAGUCGGUUAUGGAGUGUUCCUUGACCCGGUUAUAUAACUCGACAGUCGAGUUCAGGAGUCAGUGAGUGAGGCAACGUUUAGUCAGGGAGUCUGUAGGACGUGAAUCAUGAGUGAGAUCCGUUAGUCAUGCGUCAGUCUGUGAGUUACAUUAGUUACAUGAAUUAGUCCGGUGAAUCACGUGAAUCUUAUGAGUCAGUUGGGCAAGUCAUAAGAAAGUCUCGCAUGUGACGAUUCAGUUGAGAGGCGUGUCAGGUGAGUCAGCGAAUCACAUUAAAUAUGAGUAUUAUAAAGUGAACUCUCGCUCACAAAAUGAUGCUUAUUCUUAUUUUUAACUGGGACAAAAGCUCAUCAUGGGCAAUCUUUAACCGCCAUAAAGAGUGGACACAAACACACCCACACAAUCUCUCUCUCUCUCUCUCUCUCUCUCUCUCUCUCUCUCUCUCUCUCUCUAAGGUUGGUCAUAUAACGGAGGCUAAAUAUUUUUCUAAAGCAGUAAAAUAUGCCAAAAGCUGCAUGUUACAAAUCUAGUUUUUAUAAAAAAAAAGAAAAGAAAACAAUCUAUAUGAUGGGCGGGGCCUAAACGUUUGCAGCCAAUGGGGAAGCAGAAACAGAUGACUCAUCAGUGUCACAACCAGCCAGCCAAUCAGACCUGAUCGGCUUGCAAAAGGUACAUGGAACUUUGAGUGGGCGGGGCCUGCAUGCACAGCCAAUUAGAGAUAAGGAAGGAGCAAAUGGUGUCAGAGCUGGCCAAUCAGAUCGCAGGAGGACAGAGACGAUCAGUGAUGUCAUAUGUAGAGGAUUUAAAGAAUGAUGGAAAGUUCACACCAUUCUUGUGUGUGUGUCUGUCUCUGUGUGUGUGUGUGUGUGUGUGUGUGUGUGUGUGUGUGUGUGUGUGUGUGUGUGUGUGUGUGUGUGUGUGUGUUCCACCUCCACGUCACCAACCCACUUUCCAGCACACACACACACUCUCUUAAAAACCAGAAUGCGAAAAUGAACUGAACCAAUCUGAGUGUAUUAGUUUUGUCUGUGUGUGUGUGUGCGUGUGCAUGCAUGUGUGUGCACGUGCGUGAUCGUGCAUGCGUGGGUGUGUUGGGGAUGGUGUGACUGUAGUGUGUGUGUGUGUGUUUAGCUUUGGUUUACACACUUCAUUCAUAAUGCAGAAACUGGAGCCACACACACUCUGGUUCAUCACUACAGGAGCCGUCUGGUUCAAGAAACAUCUCUCUCACACACACACACACACACACACACACACACACACACACACACACACACUCCCACUAUGAUUAUACACCUGUCGGUUUGUCUGUUUACCUUUCUGUCUCUCUGUGUGUGUGUGUGUGUGUGUGUGUGUGUGUGUGUGUGUGUGUGUGUGUGUGUGUUGGGGAUGGUGUGACUGUAGUUGUUGCGAUUACACUUGUUGUAAAUCACUUCCCUUUUACUUUGUUUUCCUUUUUACGAUUAACUCCUAUAAAUAACUAAAUGCAUAAAUGAAUAUGUAUGUAUGAAUAAAUAUAUAACUAUAUUAUUAUUA